Messenger RNA from Monascus purpureus, 2164 nucleotides. The record is from the annotation of a GenBank genome assembly. NCBI's taxonomy places the organism in Eukaryota, Fungi, Ascomycota, Eurotiomycetes, Eurotiales, Aspergillaceae.
GUUCCCUUUCCUCUUCUUCACCUCUUGGCUCCAAGAAAAGAUCAGGAUUAGAAAGACAGGGGACAAAGGGGGGAAAGGAGAAAAAUCACCAAAAUGCCAAAGCCCAAAAUACCCCUCUCGGCAACCCUCCCCCCUCUGAUAAUGGGCACAGCGACCUUCAACGCCCAAUACAACAAGGAUCCCUACGCGCUCCCGACAACAGAACUUGUCCAGCAAGCCUUCGACAACGGCAUCCGCGCCUUCGACACAUCCCCUUACUACGGUCCCGCCGAAGAACUCCUAGGCCACGCCCUAUCGACGGAUUACGUGCGCACCAAAUACCCCCGAUCAUCGUACCAACUACUCACGAAAGUCGGGCGGAUCGCAAGCUCCUCCUUUGAUUACUCACCGUCUUGGAUCCGGAAGAGCAUCCGUCGAAGUCUCUCGAGAUUACACACCGAUUACCUGGACGUGGUGUACUGCCAUGAUGUCGAGUUUGUUUCAGCGGAGGAGGUUCUGGAGGCCGUGAAGGAACUACGACGCAUUCGGGACUCCUCGCAGUGCAUCCGCUAUGUCGGGAUCUCGGGGUACCCUGUUGACGUGCUGGUGAAGCUGGCGCAUAUGGUUUUACGGGAAACGGGGGAGCCGUUAGAUGCGGUGAUGUCGUAUGCGAAUUUUACGGUGCAAAAUGCCAGGCUUUCGAAGGUGGGGUUGGAACCACUGCUUGCUGCUGGGGUGGAUGUGGUGCCUAAUGCGUCGCUUCUGGGUAUGGGGUUGCUACGACGCACCGGUGUCCCUAUCGGGGCUAUGGGGGAUUUCCAUCCUGCGCCUGAUGGGUUGAGGGAUGCUGUGCGAAGGGCGAGUGAGUGGGUUGAUAAGCAGGGUGGAGGGGAGGAGAAAAUCGAGGUAAUUGCUAUUCGGUUUGCGCUUGGAUCAUGGCUUCGCGACGGUGCCAAGGCCGGUGGAAUGGGUCCUACUCUCUCCAACUCAUCCUCUGAUGACGCUGCUGCCGGAGAGAGGCUAGGUGUCAGCGUCAUGGGCGUGAGUAAUCUAGACGAACUGCAUGAAACAUUGCGGGUUUGGCGCAGCGUCGUCAACGGCUUGGACGACGAGGUCCAACAGCAAGAACACACCCGCAUCCUAGGCCUGGCACAAGGCAUUCGCUCCGUUCUUGGCCCAGCAUGGACCGACUACGCCUGGUCCAGUCCAUCCCCUGAUUUUGUCAAUUACCUUUCACCUGAACAUAUUUCACUGCGGGACUUGACGGCUGACAUUGCAUGACUGGAGUCUCAUGAAUGCUUUCUUUCUAGAAUAGACAUGCAACUAGAUAGAACGUAUUAGAUAGUUUUCCACAGAUUAUUUCCAAAGAAUCCUAUGCACGCCUGAUGAAGCUGUGUGGAUGCACCGGAUUCCUGCAUAAUUGGCAAUGACGGCAAACGCUCCCCCCACUGCUCAUCAUAUCACAUCCCAUCCUCUCCAAGCGAUCGCAUAUAGCGCUCCCUUGGUGAGAAGGAGGAUGAAAAAGAAUUUGCAAUGGAAGGACCGAACGGAUGAUUCAUUUUUUAUAUCAAUUCUCCUUGCUGAAUUAGCCAGCCACAUCGGACGCAGACGGCUAGCUCCAUUCACCGACGUGUAUGUGAACUCCGAAGCGUAGAAGUGGCAGGUAAACUGUUUCCUAAAGAAUCGUUUUAGUAGCAUACGAAUAGGUCAGGAACCGCAUAGUCCCACUCGAAGAAUUAGUAUGAUCAUGGAGGGAGACAGUUGGAUCCGGUAUGAGGAUGUAAAGAAAAACAGCCAGAAAGGGGCAAGGGGGAAAGGAAACCCCCAAAGACAUGAAAACGUUUUGAAUCCCCAUUAGAAGAACCGUAACACCCCAUCUCUUGAACUGACGCCAUUGAAUCAUUUGCACCUAGUCCUCGGCGGGCUGAGAGCAUGAAAGAACUCCCAGUGCGCAGAUUUUGGCAAGAACACCGACAAGCGUAACGAAACGACAGUGACCACAAAAAUAAUAGGAAUCCUGUACAAGUCGAUAAAUAACCAUGGGGGAAAGAAUAUGCCGGGAUAAGCUCAUCUGCCCAUAAACCUGGGUAUCUCACGCUAAAAAUAAGAAAAACAACAACAACAACAACAACAACAACAACAACAACAACAACAACAACAACAACAACAACAACAACAACAAAAA